Messenger RNA from Dothidotthia symphoricarpi CBS 119687, 1695 nucleotides. RefSeq names its product cysteine proteinase. The coding region runs from base 1 to 1695 and encodes 564 amino acids. Gene Ontology annotation, cellular component: nucleus; cytosol. Gene Ontology annotation, molecular function: cysteine-type endopeptidase activity; cysteine-type deubiquitinase activity. The record is from RefSeq and is a predicted model, not a curated record. Gene Ontology annotation, biological process: protein deubiquitination. NCBI's taxonomy places the organism in Eukaryota, Fungi, Ascomycota, Dothideomycetes, Pleosporales, Dothidotthiaceae. The transcript has 2 exons.
AUGCCACCGAAGAAAUGGCCAUACGCUCCUGGAGUUUACAACAAUCCAAAUGAUCACAACUACGCGACACGUUCGAAAGUACUUCCUGCCACAGCCCCACCACCGCUGCAUCUUCCACGCCGCCUCCAACCGGGCAACCCCCGACGAGUGAUCGCAGACAGAAUCAGGAAAUCGUGGCCAAUUACUCGUAGUGACAAACGACCCAGAGGCCUUCGGAGCUCUGGAGUUUCGUGUUACGUCAACAGCACUCUCCAAACUCUUCUUCACUUACCAAAGUUCUGCAAUUGGAUUCUAGAACACUGCGAUGAUAGAAGAGGUGUAGAUUGGCCUUGUCAUGCUGGAGAUCCAAAUCGCCAGCUUCCACUUUAUCAAAACAAUGAUCCACUGAUUCUGAAAUGCGGCGACGGUAUCAGAAAAUGUGUUCCUUGUUUACUGAAGGCUCUGGUCCAGACUUAUUGGGGGAAUGAUGGUCCUUGGGUCCUGCCACAUGACACACCACCGUUAGGACCCCUCAACUAUAUGACGAAACGAUGGUUUUGCAAACUCCCAGGUGCGUUUAAAGGUGGCAAUGAGGCGGACGAUGCUGCCCGACGACUUGCAGAGGAGACAUAUGAAGGACGGAAAGCACGGGAGAACGACGCCGAGGGCCAUCAAGAUGCAGACGAGUUCAUGAGAGCGGUGUUAAACGGAUGCACAGACAGCGUCACAUACGACCCUCAGAAUCUUAAGCGCCUCCGCGAGUUCAACUCCCUCUUCAUGCUCACCCGCCAUCAGACUAUGAUAUGCACAAACUGUCAAGGAAUUCGAAGGAUCGAACGCCAUGACCAAACCGAGGACAUCGGAUUCGCGAACGUCAAACCGCGUCUCACCGGACAGGACACGCUGGAGGACGCACUCGCACGUUGCGACUCGCUCGCCACUGAAACAGACACAUACAAAGGCCUAAGGUGCGACCUGUGCAGAAAAACCGGCUACAUUGUAGGACUCAGGAGCAUAUACUCUGCGCCCGAGUAUCUGCGCAUACACCUCUCACUCGGUGAGGUCGGUGCGAACCAACAGUCAACACUAGAUAAGAACAUCAAGAUCUUUACACCAAUUGAGAUCCCGGAAAUAUUGGACCUGACACAGUAUGUCCACGUCCCUGAUGUAGUUGGGCCUGUAGGUGUGGCUGCACCGGUCAAGUACACGGCCGAACCGCUACGGUACAAACUCAUCAGCGUGAUAUACCACGCCGGCGAAACGACGAAGUCCGGACACUUUGUAGCUGGCGUGACGAGUGUGGGGGACGACGCCGUGCAGAAGCUAGAUGUAGUGAAAGUGGAUAAAACCGGGCGGAAGCGCAAACGCGCGCGAGUCACACAGAAGAAAAGGAAGCGCGGUGCCGCAAAGAAGAAAGUUGCAGAGGAACUGGACGAGGGAGAUGAAGAUGAGGAGGAAGAUGAACGACCACCCACUCACUACUUCAUCAAUGACACGAUUGUCCGCCCCUGGCAAGGCGAAGAUGGAGAAAAUCCACUGACGAACAACCCUGAAUUCCGUGGGGGAGCUGAGUUUAACGCGUCCAUAUUGAUGUAUGUGCGUUUGCCGAAUGGGUCGCGCGGUUUGACGGAAGAGGUUGAGCAGUUGGUGGCGCCUGAGGGGAGGGAAGGGAGACGCAGAAAAAACAAGGACUUGGGUAUGGGGGGGACGCCCUGA